Messenger RNA from Penicillium angulare, 336 nucleotides. RefSeq lists its product as uncharacterized. The coding region runs from base 1 to 336 and encodes 111 amino acids. The record is from RefSeq and is a predicted model, not a curated record. The transcript has a single exon. NCBI's taxonomy places the organism in Eukaryota, Fungi, Ascomycota, Eurotiomycetes, Eurotiales, Aspergillaceae.
AUGGAUUUCCACGUUCAGGCGAUUCAAAACGCAUCUUCUACGAUCGCAAAAAUAGCCCAAAUCCAGGCCCCACGGGCUAAAAAAUCUACCAAACGGCGAUUAUUAAACCUCAAAGAUGAUGGAAUUUUACGUGUUAAAGAUGCAAAUCGAUCUAUUGCUGAGCGACGUGCUAAGGAAGAUGAAAAAGAGGAUAGACGGGUGGCCAAAGAUUUUAAAAAACGCUUUGGAUUUGAACCUUCUCGACCCUCAACAGAUAAAUCACCUAUUGUGUCUUCUACGCCGAUUCUUGGAGAUAAUGGUGAUAUAAUUGCAUAUCAAGAUUCAUUUAGUAUUUAG